Athalia rosae (coleseed sawfly) is the source of this 2242-nucleotide messenger RNA. RefSeq names its product sodium-dependent nutrient amino acid transporter 1-like. Gene Ontology annotation, molecular function: L-amino acid transmembrane transporter activity. NCBI's taxonomy places the organism in Eukaryota, Metazoa, Arthropoda, Insecta, Hymenoptera, Athaliidae. Gene Ontology annotation, biological process: sodium ion transmembrane transport. The record is from RefSeq and is a predicted model, not a curated record. The coding region runs from base 441 to 2201 and encodes 586 amino acids. The transcript is spliced from 8 exons. Gene Ontology annotation, cellular component: membrane.
UCUGUUUCGGAAGAUGCGAAAGAUUUUCUUCAGUUCAACUCACGUCGUUCGCGAGGGCGGAACAAUUUAUCGGCGAUUUUCCCCAGCGACCCGUAUGUCACGGUACUGAAUCUGUGGAAAUCCCGUUCCGAUUCCCCGACCGACGGUUCUCGCGAAUCCAGAUAAAUUUUGUUUAUCGUCAGAUUCUGCGAGAGAUUGACUUUCGACGAUCCGAUUGUGAGAAUGGAUAUUUGUUUUGCUUACGCUCGAACCGCAACGACGCUCUGAGACCCUCUUUACUCACCUCCGUAAUCAACACGGUUAUUGAAAAUCUCGCAGUCGGUUGAACCGCCGACUUGAAAUACGAAAUCGUCUACCCCGAUUUUAAUGAAGAGGACACGCUCCGCGAAAUUUGGAUAACUCGAAUAUACAAUUUCAAUCGUACGUCGAAUCCGAGCAGGAUGACCGUGCUGGGGAGUAGCAAAACAGAGAGCCCGACGGCCAGGGCGGAAUGGGGUGGAGGUCUCGAGUUCCUCAUGUCGUGCAUAGCGACUUCGGUAGGACUUGGGAAUAUCUGGAGAUUUCCGUUCACCGCUUACCAAAACGGUGGCGGUGCAUUUCUGAUACCCUACAUUAUAAUCCUGUUGGUCGUCGGGAAGCCCUUUUAUUAUCUCGAGGCGAUUCUCGGACAAUUUACCGGGAAAUCGUGCACGGGCGUUUGGUCAAUGUCGCCGGCUAUGAAAGGAGUCGGAUACGGUCAGCUAAUAACCGCACUGUGCGUAGUAUCUUACUACGCGUCGUUAAUGGCCCUCACGAUAUUUUACCUGAUAGCGAGUUGUCAGUCCGAACUUCCCUGGUCUUACUGUCGCGAGGAAUGGGGAGCGAAUUGCAUCGAUUCAGCCGGUGCGAGGAACCUCUCCACCCUACCCGGGAACGCGACGACUCAAACGUCGGCGGAAAUUUAUUUCUUAAAAGUCGUCCUAAACGAGAUCGACUCGAUAGAGAACGGCCUCGGUCUUCCGUCGUGGCGGCUGACUCUGUGCCUAGCCGGAGGCUGGAUCUGCAUCUUCGGAGUUCUUUGCCGGGGCGUGAAGUCCUCGGGUAAGGCGGCCUACUUCCUCGCGUUGUUUCCCUACGUCGUGAUGCUCGCCCUACUGAUCAGAGCGGUGACUCUGGAGGGUUCUUGGAUCGGUAUACAGUUCUUCAUAACGCCGGAGUGGUCGAAACUGGUCGAUCCGAGCGUCUGGUACGCCGCCAUAACGCAGUGUUUCUUUUCACUGAGCGUUUGCUUCGGACCGAUAAUAAUGUACUCGUCCUACAACCCCUUCGAACAUCGACUGUACAGGGACGUGAUGAUCGUCACCACUCUGGACACCUUCACCAGUCUGAUAGCCGGCUGCACGAUAUUCGGGAUACUCGGAAACCUCGCCCACUCCAUGGGCACCGAGGACGUCAGCCAGGUCGUGCGCGGGGGCACGGGAUUGGCCUUCAUAUCCUACCCGGAAGCUUUGUCGAAGUUCACGUUCGUUCCGCAGUUGUUCGCUGUGCUUUUCUUCCUGAUGAUGCUCGUCCUCGGGAUCGGGAGCGCCAUGGCGUUGGCCGGGGGUCCGUUCAGCGUCAUCUGCGACAGGUUUCCAAACGUCAAACAGUGGGUGAUAAUGCUGUGCAUCUCGGUGGUCGGUUUUCUUAUCGGAUUGAUGUACGUUACGCCGGGUGGACAGUGGGCGGUUACACUGGUCGAUUACUUCGGAGGUACUUUUAUCGCGAUACUCGUUGGCGUGGCGGAGAUCGUCACGAUAUUCUGGAUAUACGGGCUGCGCCGAUUCCUCGACGACGUCGAAUUCAUGACGGGGGUUAGACCCGGUUUGUACUGGAGAUUGUGCUGGGUUGCCGUCACCCCGAUACUCAUGAUCGUCAUCAUGGUUUACACGAUCGUUAUCUACACUCCUGUCACCUACAACGACAUCGAAUUCCCAACUUCGGCCUACGCCAUCGGCUGGACGAUCGUUGGCCUGACGAUCGCCCAGCUGGUCGCCUGGAUGGCGUAUAGGUUGAUCAGAACCGGAAGCUCGUCCUUCAAGCAGACCUUGAAGAACGCUUUCCUACCGGACGAGAAAUGGGGUCCGCGCGACGACAAGGUGAAACACGAAUGGCGGCUAUUCAAAGAGACGAGGAAAUCGGAAGCUACGUCCAAUGGGCUCUACAAUCUCUUUUUCGACUAGGGAAAAAUCAUUGUAAAUAAUAAUUUAUGCACAGAUUCGAA